AUGGCUCGGGGGGCCCAGUCGGCCCAGCAAACCCGAGCGCAAGAGGGCGAGAAUGACGCCGGUCAGAGUGGCGCAGUGGUGGCCACUUGGGCGGACGCCGAGGAGGAGGCCGGCCGGGGCGGUGCGGAGAACACCGCCCGGCCGGAUGCCGAAGUCGAGCCCGGCCAAGGCGCCACAGAUAACGUCGCCCGGCCGGAUGCCGGGGAUGAAGCCGGCCAAGGCAGCGCGAGUGAUGCCGCCCAGCCGGAAGCAGGAGGUGGAGGAAGUGGUGGGGAUGCGCAGGAGCGUCCCACCAGCCGAGAAGAGGGAGGGAUCCUCGCCCCCGGGCCCCCAAGGGCUGGGGUUGAGGGUGCCACGGCAGUGGCGACGGUGCUAACGGUGCCAGUGGCGGGAGAGACCCUCGUCCCAGAGCUCGCGAGGGCCGGGGACGAGGGUGCCGCUGCGGCAGCGACGGCGCAGAUGGCACCGGAAAACGUGGCACCGGUGGUGGAGCUGCCGCUGAGCGAGGAGUAUGGGGAGUCGGAGGAUAUCGACCCGGCCGCCGCGGCUAGCGCCGCCGCCCGGAUCGCCGAGUUCGUCUCGGCUUCCGAGGGUGUCUUCGGCGCGGGGACGUCUGAGGGGCCCGGUCAUGGGGCCGACUAUGUGAUUGUUCAGUCCAGGGUCCCCUCGGAUUUUGCCCACGCCGAGCGGGAAGAAGAGCAACAGCUGUCGCGGCUGUACGCCAGGGUGCACUGGCUCGAUCGAUACAACGCCACCCUGGUCACGCAGCUGAAUGAGGCCAACGCUCGGUCCGACCAGGCGACACCCUUGGAGGCGCGGAUCCGCGGGCUGGAACGCGAGCUGGCCCGAGCCAACAGCGAGCGCGACGCGCAGCGAGCCGCGGCUGACCAGAAGGCCCAGGAGGCCGAGGCGCAUGAGGCCGAGCUGCGGCGAGCUAGAGCGGGCGCGGAGGCCGAGCUCCAGCGCAAGGAGGUUGAGCUCCAGCGCGAGAAAGCGACCGUCACCAGGCUCGCCGUCACUCUCACGGAGAAGGACGUCGCCCUUGAGGCAUGGGAGGUAGCUGUCCAGGAAGCAGAGACCGCCCUCAAGGAUAAGGAUGCCUCCUUGUCCGCGUCCCAAGAGCGGGCGGACGCCGCGCAGGCUGAGCUGGAGGAGGCGCAGGGGUGUAUCAAAGAGCUAAGGAAGGUGGUGGCGGACGAGACCGCAGCGAAGGAAGCCGUCCAGAUCGUGCUCACAGUGACGCAGGGUGAACACACAGACCUGGAGCAGACCGCCGUGGCCGUGUGCCAGGAACUCGAGGGGGAGGGAGCCUCAUCCGGUAGCUCGGUGGCCAACCGCCUGCGAUCGCUGGGCGGUCGGGUGGCUGAGCAUAUCAGAAGCGCCUUCCGCCUCGGCGUUCAGAGGACCCUCGGCGUGGCCUCGACGCACUACAACAUGGACCUCAUGCGGGUAUCGUCGGGGUACGUUUUUGCGCCCGGCGUCGAGGGGGAUGCCGCAGCGGCUGCUAUGGAUGAGGCCGAUGCCCCCGUCGAGAGUUUCGCCGCCGCCUUGUCCAAGAAUCUUGAGGACGACAUCCUCCCCCUAGCCGAAGACGACGCUGCUGAGGAUCCUCUGGGCCAUGGAGCCCAUAUAGGCCUUAGCGAGGAAGUUUUGCGUUCAAAAGCGACUUAG
Molecule: messenger RNA, 1671 nt
Organism: Panicum virgatum (switchgrass)
Lineage: Eukaryota; Viridiplantae; Streptophyta; Magnoliopsida; Poales; Poaceae
Exons: 5
Coding region: 1-1671 (556 amino acids)
Source: RefSeq, a predicted model, not a curated record